Molecule: messenger RNA, 4963 nt
Organism: Erpetoichthys calabaricus (reedfish)
Lineage: Eukaryota; Metazoa; Chordata; Cladistia; Polypteriformes; Polypteridae
Gene: inf2
Product: inverted formin 2
Exons: 25
Coding region: 209-4159 (1316 amino acids)
Biological process (GO): actin cytoskeleton organization
Molecular function (GO): actin binding; small GTPase binding
Source: RefSeq, a predicted model, not a curated record
GUAGCUUCGGCGGAAGGGGGCGUUCCCUGGCGUAGGCUCAGACACACCCUGUAGGGCGGAAUAAGCGCCGCCGGACUCCAUCCAUGUGCUCACUUGUCACUCCCACGGCGCCGUCGGAUCUCAUCUGUCCGUUCAUCUCCGCCUGCCUGGGCUGCUCGAUCGGCACUCCGGAGUCCUACCUUGUGAUAACAAGGUUUCUCAGAGCAAGAUGUCGGGAAAAUUCAGCACACAAAAAAAAUGGGCAGCCCUAAAAGACAAGCUGAGCCCUCAGGAGCCAGAAGUGCAGUCAGACGCAAAUCUGGAAAAUGCCGACCCUGAGCUGUGCAUUCGGCUACUGCAGGUGCCCACUGUGGUCAACUACUCUGGACUGAAACGGCGUUUGGAGGGCAGCGAUGACUCUUGGAUGGUGCAGUUUCUGGAGCUCAGCGGUCUGGACCUGCUUCUUGAGGCUCUGGACCGCUUAUCUGGGAGGGGAUGUGCCCGAAUUGCUGACGCCUUGCUGCAGCUAACCUGCGUCAGUUGCGUGCGGGCUGUCAUGAACUCCCCUCGGGGUAUUGAAUUCAUAGUGGAAAAUGAAGGUUACAUCCGUAAACUCUCUCAAGCUUUGGACACAGCAAAUCUUAUGGUGAAGAAGCAGGUGUUUGAACUGCUGGCCGCUCUAUGUAUGUAUUCUCCAGAGGGACACAACUUGGCCUUGGACUCCUUGGAGCAUUACAAGAUUGUGAAGAACCAACUUUAUCGCUUUAGCGUGGUCAUGAAUGAGCUACAGGCAACAGACAAUGUACCCUACAAGGUCAUUCUGAUGAGUGUGAUCAACGCACUCAUCUUGGGAGUAGAGGACCUGCGAGCUCGAGACAAGUUGAGAAAAGAAUUCAUAGGAUUACAGCUCCUGGAUUUCUUACCAAAACUAAGGGAAGAAGAUGAUAAUGAUUUACUAAUUCAGUGUGACACCUUUGAGGAAACCAUGAAUGAAGAUGAAGAGGAACUGAUGAAAAUCUACGGUGGCAUUGACAUGAGCAACCACCAGGAAGUGUUUACUGCAUUAUUUAACAAAGUCAGCAGUUACCCUUCCUCCCUGCACUUUCUCUCAAUACUUCAGGACCUUUUGCAUCUGGGACCAACAAACUUCAACAUAUGGCAGGCUUUAGAAAUCCUUGUAAAUCGAGCCAUGCUGCUAGCUGAAGAUGAGAGCAUAGAGUCUGUUGAAAAUAUUCUGGAAAGAAUGAUGGGCUAUAAGCGGAAACUGAGUCAUCCUAAUGCCACAGAUGACACACCACCAAAGUGUUUUGCUUCUGAAGGGAAAAGAAAGUUGCAAAGGAAUGGCUCAUCCAAGGACAGUGGCUUCCCCUUGCUUGCUGUAUCUCCCCUGGACCAAUCACUGCAGGCUUCUUGCCUGGCGACUGAAGGACGCCCCUCUUGUGUGUCAUCAGAUUCUCAGAAGGAAGUUAUUGUCAAAUCUGUGUCCUCUAACCUGGAUGCCAGGGCUCCUUCCAUUCCAGACACAGCAAUACCACUACCUCCUGCUCCUCCUCCCUUAAUGGGCAUGGUGGUACCACCUCUUCCACCUGGACCUUCCUUACCAUGUGCUAUGAUUCCACUACCUCCUCCCCUACCAAGUACAAUGGUGGUCCCUCCUCCACCUCCAUUGCCAGGUACCAUGGUGCCUCUACCUCCAUCUCCUCCCUUACCUGGUGCUGUAAUACCCCCACCUCCCCCUCCUCCUUUUCCAGGAGCUAUGAUGCCCCUGCCUCCUCCACCACCGCUCCCUCCUCCUUUUCCAGGAGCUAUGAUGACCCCGCCUCCUCCACCACCACCUCCUCCUCCUUUGCCAGGCAGCAUGAUGCCCCCUCCACCACCUCCUUUGCCAGGCAGCAUGAUGCCCCCUCCACCACCUCCUUUGCCAGGUGGCAUGAUGCCCCCUCCACCACCACCUUUGCCAGGUGGCAUGAUGCCCCCUCCACCACCACCUUUGCCAGGUGGCAUGAUGCCCCCUCCACCACCACCAUUUGGUGGAGGAGACAUGAUUGUUGCUCACAGUAGUUACAGUCUUGGAUGUUUUCAGCCAACAGCUUACAAACCCAGCCAGUGCCCAAGUUUAAGAAUGAAGAAGCUGAACUGGCAGAAACUGCCUUCCAGUGUCACCACAGAUGGUCAUUCUAUGUGGGCUUCCAUUCAGAAGUGUGACAGCCCACUUGAGCCAGACUAUUCGUGCAUUGAGCAGCUGUUUUGUCUGCCUGAGGUGAAACCCAAAGAGAAAGAAGCAACGCCUGUUGUCAAAAAGGAGCUGAAAGAGAUUUCCUUUCUUGAUCCGAAGAAAAACCUGAAUUUGAAUAUUUUUUUGAAGCAGUUUAAGUGCUCUAAUGAAGAAGUAAUCAAUCGCAUAAGGUCGGGUGAUAGAUCCUUGUUUGAUGGUGAAGUCCUGAAGCAACUUUUAAAACUUCUUCCCGAGAAGCAUGAAAUUGAAAAUCUGAAGGCUUUCCAAGGAGAGCAAGAUAAACUUGCAAAUGCAGACAGGUUUUACCAUCAGCUCUUGGGCGUGUCAUGCUAUCAGCUAAGGAUUGAGUGCAUGCUACUCUGUGAAGAUACAGCGUCAUUGUUGGAAACAAUGAAGCCAAAGUCAGCACGAGUUGACACCGCCUGCAACAGUCUGUUGGAGAGCACCAGGCUGCCAAGCUUCUGCAAGUUGAUUCUUACAGUUGGAAACUUCCUUAACUAUGGCAGUCACACCGGCAAUGCUGAAGGCUUUAAAAUAAGUACGCUGCUCAAACUGACAGAGACCAAGGCAAACAAGUCUCGCAUCACUCUGCUUCACCAUAUAUUGGAGGAAGCUGAAAAAAAAUACCCUGACUUAAUGAAUCUACCCGAGGACCUGGCCUGCUGUGCUAGUGCCGCCGGAAUCAGCAUUGAAUCAAUCCAAAAUGAAGUGAGCUCCCUCAAUACCCGACUCAGAGAUGCUGCAAAAAAAGUAGUGUCGUCGGUGGAGGACGUCCGGAUGCAGUAUGAAAAAGUCAUAGAGGACAACCUUCAAAAUGCCAAGCAGCUUGAGGACCAGUUAAGUAGUAUUGACGAAAAGAAAAAAGUGUUGGCCAACUACUUUUGUGAAGACCAAAGCCGCCUCUCACUUGAGGAACUUUUUAGCACCAUUAAGACUUUCCGGGAGCUCUUCAUUAAAGCAGCCAAGGAUAAUCAGACCUGGAAGGAGCAGGCAAUAAAAGCAGAGAAGAGAAAGAAGAUGCUUGAGGAGGAGGAAGCAAAAUGCCAGAAAGGAGAAGGCAGUAAAAUAGUUCGGAAAGCCUCCCCAAAGCAAGAAGAAGGCUGCAUCAUUGACUCACUGUUAGCAGACAUUCGGAAAGGCUUCAAACUGAGGAAGACUACCAGAUCCAGAUGCGGGUCAGAUUUGUCUGCUUAUGCAGAAUCCAGAAAAGGAAAAUCUACAAGUUCUUUGGCAAAAGAGUCUUCCGCCUUGGAUGGUGAAGCAAAGCAAGGCACUGAAAUGAAUGGAUCUGGAGUGAAAACAGAGAGUGCUGUUGAAACUUCAGAGAAUGGGACCACCAGCUCACUGAAGUCUGCACCCGAGAUUACUGUGCAAGUCGCUAAUGACAAACCAUUUGAACCUGAUCUUUGUUCUGACGUGACAGUGCCUACUAUAAGAAUGGAACAAAACAAUAACAUUGAAUCAACACUAAAUCUGGAAGGGGGUGGCAUGAAGCAACUGAAGGCCGACGGAGACCUGUGCAGCCAUCAGAACGCCGACAUCACACCUAACACCAACACGGUAUCGACACCUGUAGAACACAGUGAUAUUGUUGAAGCGAAAAGUGACGAGAUUUUGCCAGCUGAAGCAGGUGUGAAUAAUGAAGGUGACAAAAUUGAUGAAGAGGACACGGCAUGUGUGGACUGUGAUGACACCGAAGCCCUGCAGAAUAUAGGUCAGGAGCCAGAAUCAGUGGAGACAGAUGCCUGUGACAGCCUGCAACCUGUUGACACAUCUCUAGAAGUGACAGCUGUCGACGAUUUAGGGGGCAAUGUUAACCAUGUGCCAGUACCCAUGGGUCUGACAUUGUCACCUCAUCGCCAUUCAAGGAACAAGAAAAAAAACAGUUCAGUUACUUGUAAAGAACACGGACACAUGUCAAAAAAGGGUUGUGUGUUACAGUAAGGGAGUCCAAGAAAGAAAGGUAAAGGACAUGAAAAAACGAAACGGAUAUGUUAGAGCAGAGUGGAUGGACGGAUGGACGAACAGCUGCUUUGAUGUUCUGCAAGUGGACAACAGUGUUCAAUAUUAUCGUCUCUGCUUUAAAGCUCUGCAAAAAUAAAAGCAUCAAUGUCUACAAAUCCACUAAAAGAAAUGUGAGGAUGAGUGACGUGAAGGACUGUAUUGAUGGGGCCCAAGCAACACGCAGGCGAGGAAGCUUUUGUUCACCCAGGAGUAGCAGAGGCGUCUUGUUGCUUUGCAGCAGCAGAACCAAGGAAAUGUAUAAACUGCCAAUGUUCACGAUUUUAGCACUUUAGCUUUUACUGACCCAAACAUGCAUGCUGCCAAUGGCUUCUUUCACAGUUGGGAGAUUUCUAAAGUUGGAGCGCUAGAAACUGAAAGCUUGGGCAGAAUUACGUGGGUUCUGCUUAGGUUUUUCAGUUCUCCUGUGCCAUCCGAACUGGGUAGGUCAAAAGUUGUGGAGCCUUCUACAAGAGGAGUUUCACUGGAUUUGUGCUUUUUUUUUUUUUUUCUCAUUACCACGUAAUCUGAAAUUCAUUUUCUUACGAUGCUUUAAGGACAUGUACUGUGGUUAUUUUGUUAAGCUGAUGUGUUCAAAAUGUGUUCAGAAUCUCUUAUGUUAUGAUAUCUUGCUAGGGUAACUUUCGCAAGUUCAGUGUGAAAAAAAUGUACAUGUCCAAUUCUUGUAAAAAAUGUGUAAAUGUAAAAUAUAUGUAUGCGCUGUAUGUGUAUGUGCAGCCUGUUUAA